AUGGAUUCUCAUCGGAAAAAGAAUGAUGAUAAUUAUUCGAUCUUAACAUUAAAUCAACCAAGAACAUCCUUAUCCACAACAUCGUCGAAUGUGUCUUUGUUGAUCACGCUACCUGAACCAUCAGGUAGAAAUGGGGAUCAUUCGAUGACUCGGCGUCGAUCAUUGCGCAAACCAUUCGAAUCGAAUGUUUCAUGUUAUUCAAACAUAUCAACUUCUUCGAUAAUGACAAUCGAAAAACCAAAUCAAUCGUUUUCGAAAUCGACCGGACAAGAAGCUCGACCGUUGGGCACUUGCGUACGACAAUGCAGUUACUGUCAACAGAUGAAACACAUUCUUCUCGCUGAAUGUACAGCAUGUUAUCGAAUGAUGGAUAUUGAUCUUAAAGAUUGUAAAUGUCAAACAUUUAUGAAUGGAAAUCCAAUCGAUCGAUUUUAUUGUUCUAUAUGCAAUACUCAAUUGACACUGAAUAGUUAUAUUAUUUGUGCUAAUCGAACGUGUCAGACAACAUUAUCUGGAUUAGUAAAUGAGACCAUUGCAGACAAAUCGAUUGUUUUGCUGAAUAUAACGAACGUUUCCUAUCCGAAUUCAGUCCAUAGGACAGUUGCUGUACAAGUCAACACGUUAAGGAAUUUGUCACCAUUGGAAAGACUUUUACCAACAAUUAUUGGUCUGGAAAAUGAGAAAACAUCGUCGAAUUCCUUCCAGUCAUUGAAUACCUAUCAUACAAGUGAUCUUGACGGUUCAUUAAAUAAGACUGAAACGAAGAUGAUGUUAGCGUACAAUUCAAAUCGACCAACUAAACAAACUGUCGGAUCGACUCAUGACCUACAACAAGUAUCUAAUUUCACGAAUGCUGGUAACACAGAUGUUGAAGCAAAUGCAACACCAAAGUCGCCGCAAUGUUUAGCGAUUAUGAGUGCUCGUAAACAUUGCAGUCGUCUGACCAGAUUACUUCCAUUUCAAACAAAUAAACUCUGUCAAACGGAAUUAACUUGCUUGAAAAACAUUAAUCCAAUAAUUGGACAUGGAGCAAUUUCGAGUACGAUUGUCAUACAGACCAAUAAUCCAGAACGACUCGAACGUCAAAUUCAGGUUGAUACCCUUACAGCAGAUACAUGCCGUUUAUAUGUAGAAAACCAUGCGCUAACAGAUGCUAUGAAUGAGGAAAAAAUUUACAAAGUACUUGCUGAUAGAGAUGGUAACUUAUCCAUUUUCCAAAGGAGCCUAGGUAAACAGAUUUCUGUAGGUCAACACUGGUCUGAAUUAGUCUGUCAACUAAUGAAAGAAUCAUCUCAAAUUUCACCUAGCGAAAUUGCACAACAACUACUUGAUACUGUACUUAAAUCGAUUGAACAAAGUCUAUUCAUUCAUCUUACUCUUUUUCAGAUUGAACGGUUGCACACCAACAGAAAAUUAAAUAAUAUACCAGUAGAUCAAUUACAACGUAGAAUACGUUAUGCUAUGUCAGAAUUCAAAUCGUUCGAUGAAGACUUACAUCGACAAAUCAAUCGGUCAACGACGAAAACUAAUCAUAAAACGUCCGAAUGUAGUGGUUGUAUGGAUAUGGCAGUAACAGUGAGACAAAUUCACCGACGCCAUGAUCGUGGGUCAACGGUAGCAACUCAUCCAAACUGGAAACGGUAUGUUGAUCGUCUAUUUGAACAAGGUCAUUCGUCGGAAGAAAUUGAACAAUUACUACGUAAAGCAGCAGCACCAGAAACAAUACAAAAUGACGAUCAACGUUUACAAGGUGUUUUUAAUUAUAUAAAUUCGAAAGAAAGACAAGAGAGAUUGAAAGCAGCACCAACAGGGAUUGAAUUUGUUGCAUCUCAAAGAAAGCCAAACUCAGUAGCAAGCUCAAUACCGCAGCCUACAAGAAUAACUAAAAGCGAAGAAGUAAUACCUAACAAUACUAUUGCAGAUAAACACAAGUCAACAGUUUCCACAAAUGUACUAACACAAAGUCAACAAGUUAAUGAUGUAAAACGAGAAAUCGCACCCAUUAUUAGAAACGCUAGCUCAAGUAAAUUGAGAAAAUCUGUAACUGUGAUCGCGACUGCUCACUAUGAACCUAAUGAGAGUUUAGCAACUAAUAUCAAACAGCUGGUUACAGUUAUGCAAUCAAAUAUGACCGAACUAGGUCAGAUGGAUCACGAAAAGAUUGAAAUUUUGAUGAUGCAGUCUGAAGAUAUAUUGAAUAAGCUGGAAGUUCUUUCCGAUCAACAAAGUAACUCUAUUUCAUCAACUGUUGAUGACAAAAGUACACAGAUUAACGAGAAUGUUGUUAAAAAUACCAUAUCUAAACCUCAAUCAGCAGAUUUACUACCAGAAACCACUCUUGAAGUAAAACCGCAAAGUCAUUCUAUGAAAACUCCAGAAAAUACUGGAUCUAUUCAAUGUCGACCGCUGCCGUAUAUGUUAUCGAGCGAGAAAAUAUCAACGGAAACAUUAAAACAGGUAUUGGUUGAAUCUGCGGAGCGAGAUCCGUUGACAAAAGACGACGAUCCCAAUGAUCAGCAUAAAACAAAAAUAACAUCCUCCCAAACCGAUGAUAAGUUACAUACGAAUGAAUCAGAGACGAAAUGGCUUAAUUCCUUACUUUCCAAAAUAUCAGAUCAUCCAAGUAAUACAACUGAUACUGUUUCCACUUCUCUAUCUCGGCCGAUUAUAAAUCAAACAAACAAUGAUGAUAAUAACAGAAAAGAGGAUGAAGUGGGCAUUUUAGAAGUUGUAAGCAAUGUCGAUAGAGUCAUCUUCAAUAAAGAACAUGUCGGCUCAAACAUCGCUCCUAAGCCAAAUUCAUCUAUAUCGCAUGAACCAUAUCAAAUGACUGAAUCAAAACUAAUUCAAAGAUUACCAAUGAUGUUUCCACAGGAAAUCCAAGGUACACAAGCCUCAUCAACAUCAAUUGAUGAGGAAAAAACGAACGAUAACGAUCGUGACGAACAUUCAGAUACACCCACGGCGUCUGCAAAGAUGUUUAAAGAAGGAAAAUCUUCGACAUUCGCCCAAUCAACAGUUGAUGAACGGACACCGCUAGAUCAAGCGCCUGUUGUGGCCCUACAACGAGCAUCAGAUACUAAAAAAGAUAUAAAAGCAUUACCUAUUCUGCCAUCAGAUAGUACUAUGACAAAUGAAACUCAUACCGAUGUUGAUCGAAUAGAUAGUGAAAAGUCAUCAAUUUCUGUUGAUACUAGAGAAGAUGAUAUUAUUAGAAAUACUCAGAGUACUAUUGAACCCGAACAACCAAGCGCAUCACUCGCUACUCUAGAUGCAUUUCAACCCUUCGAGAAAAGUAAUAGAAUCCAACUACCUGUCACAGUUCAACAAUUCAUUGUUCCUCAUAUGAUACAUUCGCGUUCUUCAUUCAUUCAUUUAAAUGAUUAUAUCAUCACUCAGGAGUCGAAGCCCAGAGAUGGACCUACAACGCACUCAACAGAAAAAUUAUCAGCUGAUCCUAAUGACGAAAAUAUCGAUGUAACAUCAGCCCUGAAUGAUCAAGAACGUCGACCUGCAAGCGAAAAAAUGAAUGGCACAGAUGUAGAUAAUAGUUUCAAGCUUUCGACAUCAUCAACAGUGUCUCGCAUUGUACAUCCAUCGAUGAAUAUCAUACUUUCUCCAGCUGAAAUUACUAGAAUUAUAAAUAAUGCAUCCAGAGUAUUCGCUACAUUGAUGUCUAACACACCCGAACCACUUUCAUCAUCUUCUUCAGAAUUUAGCCAAGUAUUUGAAUACGAUGAAUUUGGAAUGAAACCGAAAGAAACCUCAAAGGUUUCUACCGGAGAAAUAUCUGAGUCAGUAGUAUUGUCUCCGGAGACACCGUUCUUAAAUGAAGAGUCACAGUUUCAUCGUUCAACAUCCGAGGAGACCAAAGCUGCAAACAAUGAUGAUUCAGGAAAAGAUCUACAUCAUAAAUUCCCAGAUAAAUAUGAUUAUUCACUCUCUUCUAAGAAGAUAUCCAAUGAAUCGGAUUUCUCUAAUGACACUCUUUAUCAUCCUGCAAUCAAAACGAAAUCUAUCGACGAACAACCGACAACAGAGCUAUCAGUUAAGGAAAGGUACUCUCAGUCGAAAAUACUCGCCGAGGAUGUUCAAACCCCAUCUUCGUUAUCAUUUUCAUACACUUCUACUCUUAAUCAUACUGAUAAAGAACAACAUGACAAAGAUACUCAACCUACUGUUGAAGAUACAGUCUCCUCGUUAAGCAUAUCAAAUCACUAUCAAUUGUCAGAUCGAAUUCCUGUGACAGAUGCAAACAAAGUGAAGAGUCUCUCCAAGGAAAGCAUCGGCAUACCAGAAAAUGUGAAUAUAAAAUCAAAUAAAAGUGCUCACACGAGUCACGAUUCAGACGAACAUCGCCAAGAGGGAAGAUACCAAUUGGAACAUCUGAAAAAAUCGUUGAAAAAUGACCACGUGGACAAACUGAAAGAGAAUCUUCGUGAACAUGAUGACCAUACUCAUCAACAGAAAUCAGGUCAAGUGAAUUCCGGUUCUACGAUCAGGAAACAGCCAAUAAUGUCGACGGCAGCGGCAUCAUUCACUAAAAAAAUGGAAACAGAAGAUAGAAAUUUAAAAAGUCAGAACUCUGUGCCAGGAAAUCACAAUGAUAAAUCAACAUCAGAGUCCACAGUAAUAGAAUCAUCUGAAAGAACGCAAGAACGAGCUAGUCUUUCUUCGUUCAACCCUGCCAAAUUAAACACUUUCAUUCGGAAAAAUUUUCACGGAGAAAAACGACCGCCGGUAUCACUCAUGCCAAGACUCCUGUCAAAACGAUCUUCGAAGAAACCACCAUUAAGCAUUGUACAUUCAGCGAAACCAAAUCCAGUGAUAUCGGCUACAGAUCUUAGUAUCUCGUCAAAUGGUACACUUUCAACUGAUCACUUUCCAAGCACACAGUCGACUAUGUACGAUUCGAAUGAAAUCACUUCUGUGAGAAAACUCAAGAAAACAAACCAUUCUAAAGAUAGAAACACGAAAGCGCUGAAUUCUGAUCUUAAACGUAAGAUAUUCAAGAAAUCAUCUGCACUUCUCAAUUCCACCGAACGAUAUAAGAAAUUUCCGAAUAAAAAGCCAUUCACACAUUUCGAUUUUAUGCAUCAUACCGAAUUGAGUUCUGAUGGUUUAAUGUCAAGUCACGAAGAGACAAGUGAAAUCCUCAUCAUCGAUGAUCAAGAUGAUCGAGAAUUCGCGACAAAAUCCAACAAAAACAAGAUGCUCAAUGAAUCACGUUUCACGCCAUUCAAUUUGAAAGCACGUGGUGAUCAUCAAGCGAAUACGAUCGAUUCUUCGAAAUUGCCAAGUAUUGAACAAUCUUGUGGUGAACAUCAUAUGAGCAAACUAUCAAACCAUCUUAAACGGCAUCCGAUAAUUCGACUUCCCAUAAGUCAAAUCGAAAAAUUCGAUUGCGGUACCAUAGGACCUCAACAUCAUCCGUCAUCGCUGACCCGUCGACUAUUACAUCUACCAUCGAUUCAUGCAAAUGAACAGCAAACAAAAGAAUCUCUUACAGAUCGUUUCUAUCGCGUCAUGUCAUCGGAGAAGAACGAUGAUGCAUACGCAUUCGAAUCCAUUGUCAAUUGGCAGACUCGUCAUUCAGCAAAAACCGAACAGAAUAAAUUUCAGUACGUGUGUUUCGUAGAUCCAUCGACCGAAAACGCAAUUCGUGGUCGACAGUAUCCAAUCUUAAUGGAUGAAAUCGAUUUGAUCGACGAUCCAAAUGCAUGCACGAUUAUGAACAAAUGGGCAUUUGCCGAUGUUGUUAACACUGAACGAAGAAAAUAUGUUCAGGAAUCGAUUCCUAUCAAACAAACGAAUAAGAAUAUUAAAAUAUGUAUACGAAAACGACCACUGACACAGUUUGAAGAGAAUAUCUUCAAGGAAGUUGAUAUCAUUAGCAUAACCGACUCUCAAUCAUUAGUUCUUCAUAUUCCAUCGAUUACCGUUGACAAUCAAGUCUUCAUUCGAAAUCGAAAGUUCAAAUGCGAUCAGACAUUUAAUGAACAUUGUCAAAUUAAUACCAUUUAUCAAUCUACACUUUCUCCUUUACUCGACAAAGCACUAAAUGGUCACAAGUGCUUAUAUCUAAUCGGUGGUGGAAGAUAUUCGGGUAAAACUUCCCUUCUUCGUUCGCUGAUCGAUUUGUUAGCAUUUGAUUUAAUUCGUCUUUUAUCAUCUUCUGAUAUUUAUGUAAAACUUCUCGGCAUUUGUCAUAAUCGUAUUGUCGAUCUUUUACAACAUUGUUCUCCAAUACGAUUAAUGAAACUGAACCAAUGGAUCAUGAUACCAGAUGAAGAAUAUCAUUUGAAGACUGAUCAAGAUAUUGAUUAUAUUGUUUGUCAAGUAAAGAAACGUCGUCGAUAUAUGCACCAAUUAAUUCAGAUCAAUUUCUAUGAAAAAGAUCAUUCAACUGUAAUCGGAUCUCUUAUGAUUGUUCUUUUAGCUUCGUCCCAAUACAUUUACACACGAAAUUUAUGCUCGCAUCGUCGAAAAUUUCUGAUUAAUUCACUGAACAAAACGAUGUUAUCGUUCAAACGAGCAUUACUUGGCAUCCGACAACAUCCUGAUCAAAUUCGUGCAGCUUUUAACAAUGAUAUUUUAACACGAUUGAUACACCCGUAUGUAUUCGAUGCACAGUCGCAUAUUUGCUACGUGGGGGCACUAAAUCCAGGCCAUCGGCAUCGCAUGGCCACGAAAUCAACGCUUGAAUUCGCUCGGAAUCUCCGUUUUUGCCUUAAACGCACUCAUUGUCAACGACACAAACAUGAGAAAUUAUCGCAUGUAAAGAAUUCUAAUGAUAAUGACGACGAUGAUAAUAUAUUCUAA
This is a messenger RNA of Adineta ricciae, 6822 nucleotides long. The record is from the annotation of a GenBank genome assembly. Lineage: Eukaryota; Metazoa; Rotifera; Eurotatoria; Adinetida; Adinetidae.